This is a messenger RNA of Strongylocentrotus purpuratus (purple sea urchin), 1032 nucleotides long. RefSeq names its product cilia- and flagella-associated protein 251-like. The coding region runs from base 1 to 1032 and encodes 343 amino acids. The record is from RefSeq and is a predicted model, not a curated record. Lineage: Eukaryota; Metazoa; Echinodermata; Echinoidea; Camarodonta; Strongylocentrotidae. The transcript has 6 exons.
AUGGUGCUGAAGGAGGAAAAGGAGAAACAGAGUGAGCUUGAGGAAGAGGAAGGGAACCAAAAUGAGCUGGAAGAGGAAGAGGAGGAUGGAGGAGGAGGAGGAGAAGGAGAAACAGGGGAGCUGGAGCUGGAGGAGGAGGACCCAGAGGAGAAGGAGAAUAAGGGUGAGCUGGAGCUAGAGGAGGAUGACCCAGAGGAGGAGGAGGAGAAGGAGAAGCAGGGUGAGCUGGAGCUGGAGGAGGAGGACCCAGAGGAGAAGGAGAAAGGAGGAGAAGGAGAAACAGGGGAGCUAGAGCUGGAGGAGGAGGACCCAGAGGAGAAGGAGAAGGGGACGCAUGGUGAGCUGGAGCUGGAGGAAGAUGACCCAGAGGAGGAGGACGAGAGGGAGAAGCAGGGUGAGCUGGAGCUGGAGGAGGAUAGUAUAGAGAAGGAGGAGGAGAAUGAGAAGAAGGAGGAGAAGGAGGAGGAGGAGAAGCAGGGUGAGCUGGAGCCGGAGGAGGAGGAUCCAGAGGAGAAGGAGAAGCAGGGUGAGCUGGAGCUGGGGGAUGAUGACAACACAGAGGAGCAGGAGGAGGAGAAAGAGAAAGGAGGAGGAGCUGAGGAGAAGCAGGGUAAGCUGGAGCUUACGGAGGAGGACCCAGAUGAGGAGGAGAAGGAGAAGCAGGGUGAGCUAGAGCUGGAGGAGGAGGAGGAGGAGAAGGAGAAGGAGAAGCAGGGUGAGCUCGAGCUGGAGGAGGACCCAAAGGAGGAGGAGGAGAAGAAGCAGGGAGGAGGAGGAGAAGGAGAAACAGGGGAGCUGGAGCUGGAGCUGGAGGAGGAGGACCCAGAGGAGAAGGAGAAUAAGGGUGAGCUGGAGCUAGAGGAGGAUGACCCAGAGGAGGAGGGGAGGAGAAGGAGAAACAGGGUAAGCUCAAGCUGGAGGAGGAGGAAAAGGAGAAGGAGAAGGAGAAGCAGGGUGAGCUGGAGCUGGAGGAGGAGGAGAACCAUAGAGAAGGAGAAGGAGAAGCAGAGUGAGCUGGAAGAGAAGGAGUAG